AUGGCACCAAAAAAAAAAGCAUAAAAAAAAGAAACUUAACCAAGUAUGAUUUUAUCAUUAUUUCAUUAGGCAAAAAGUAACCAACUAAAAUAGAGAAAGUUCAACCAGCACCUAUAGUUCCAAGUGUUGUAUAAACUAAAUCUAAGAACAAUAAACCAGACUUCUAUUUUGUGAUUCCAUAAGAUGAAGAGGAGCAUUAUAGAAAAGAAGUAUACCAAAGGAGAGAGAAUAGAAAUAAAAGUUGCAUAGAUAUGAAUGAAAUUAGACAGUACAAUUAUAAUUAAAAGGAGGGAUAAUUUCGCGCCUCAAGAGAUUCCUGUUAUUAAUAAGGUAUCUUAAAAAAUUGUGAUUGAGUAAGAAUGUACCAAUGAUACCUCGCAGUUAUUUACAUUGAAUCAAUCAGAGUUGCCUACUAAUGCCUCAAGACAAUUAAAUAAACCUAAGAUAUUAUCUAUAAAACCAAAAAAAUUACUUAUGACUGUUAAACCUUAAGAUGAUACUAUGGACAUGGAAGAUGAUUGGUAUGAAGAACUUAACAAGGAUAUCAAUCAUACUAAGCAUUUUCUAUUAGGAGUUCCAAAAUAAUAAUCAUUUCAUAAUGAAAAAUCAUUGACAACAGAAAGAAAUUCAACUACCAAAAAUACUAAAAAAAUUGAUCUUGAUUUACAAAUUGAACCUACUCAAACUUAAACAACUGUUAAAUUAACUAAGGCUAUGAAAACAAAAUUAGAUUCUAUGAAUGAAUGUUACAAUUCACUAUUGGAAGCAACAGUUCCAGAAGAAAUCUUGUGUAGAGAUUAAGAAAAAGACUUAAUUACUAAAUUUAUAGAAGAUGGUAUAAAAAAUAAUGGAUAAUCUUAAGCCUUAUGUAAUAUUAAUUUUUAUUAAUUUUAGAUAUAUCUGGAGUCCCAGGAAUUGGUAAGACUGCAACUGUUAUGGAAGCAUAAAAGAAAUUAUCAACUAAAAAAGAUAAUUUCUAAUUUAUAUAUGCAAAUGCAAUGAAUUUUGGAUUACCAGAUAAUAUAUAUUCUUUUCUAUUAGAAAAAAUCACUAAUAUAAAGGAUGCAUCAAAAGUCUAAGCUUGCAUUUUAUUAAGUAUUAAUAACUCAUUAUAAAUUUAGCUGAACUAUUUACUAAAGGUUCUUUACCUACUACAUACAAAGCAUAUGAAAAAUCAGUAAUUAAAAAGAAUAGAGUUAUUCUAUUAGAUGAAUGUGAUAAUCUAUUUACUCCUGAUUAAUAAGUAUUAUAUAAUUUGGUGGAUUGGCCAUAAUAAAAACAUGCAAAGCUUACUAUAAUUAUGAUUGCCAAUACUAUGGAUUUCCCAGAGAGACUUAAACCAAAAUUAUAAUCUAGACUAGGAAAUCAUAGAGUAGUAUUUAGACCAUAUACCAGUGCUUAAAUAGAAACAAUAUUAUAAUAAAGAAUGAAAGAGAAGAAAAUAAAAGAAUUGUUUGCUUCUAACACUCUUAAUUAUCUAGGUAAAAAGAUAGCAACAAUUUCAACUGAUAUAAGAAAGACUUUAUGUGUUUGUAGAAAAGCUAUAGAAAUUGGAAAAGAGGAACUUUAAAGAACUGGAUAAUUUAAAUAAAUUGAAGUCAAUCAUGUUAAAUUAGCAUAUGAUAGAAUUUAUAACAAAGCUUAUCAUGCAUGUUUAAAUUCAUUUAGUAAAUCUAUGAAAUUGACAUUAAUUACUACUGCUUUAGAAAUUCAUAUUAAAGGAUAUAAUAUAGCUUAUCUUUAAUAAGUUCUUUAGAGAUAUAAUCAAUACUUAAUACAAAAUAAAGAUGAUCCUAUUGGAUAUUAAGAGAUGAAAUAGAUACUAUUGAAAUUGAGUGAAUUAAAUUUAGUUGAAAUAAAAGAAUAAAAUAUUCUAUUGACCAAAACUUCUUGGUAAUAGAAAGUGAAUGUAAAUAAAUGUUUUAUUUUAGGAUUCACUAUAGAAAGACAAUUUGAGAAAUAUUAAUGAUGUAAUGAUUCAUUUGAAAAUUAAUGUUGACGAUAUCAAGAAUGGUCUCUCAAAUGACACAUUAUUUUAAUAGUUUUCUUAGUUUUUCUGA
Paramecium primaurelia is the source of this 2060-nucleotide messenger RNA. The record is from the annotation of a GenBank genome assembly. NCBI's taxonomy places the organism in Eukaryota, Ciliophora, Oligohymenophorea, Peniculida, Parameciidae.